GGAUAUACAGUGCUUCUUUUAGCUGUAUGUUGGAUUUGCUUUCGGAUAAAGAUGCGCUUUUUAUCUGGUCCACAGUGAAAAUUCCGAGACAAGUGCUUAGCCUUUUGAGGAUUUCUUGGUUUGCCAGUGUCGUGACGGUUUCUUCAUCCCUUUGAAAUCGUUUAUCAAUUCUUGAUGUGUUUUUGGGAAGCCCAGUAGUAUUAUAGUGAGAUUGUGUGUGCGCAGAUGGACUGUUGCAGUUGCAGCCUCUAUAUGUCGAUGGCAUAGCUAAGUGGAAGACAUGUCUUUUUCACUUGGAAUUUUCCAGUUCAAAUUGAUAUUGAGAGUUUGCGAAGAAGCUAUCGUUAUUGUUUAUGUUUGCCUUUUCUAUGUGAACUUACUGUUGGCGGUAAGUCGAGAAAAAAGUGUCAAGGUUUAGUAGGAAAUGGUCCUGAGCCGUGCCAAAUGAGUUGGAUCAUUGGGUUAAACCAAUUGCAGUUCGCCUAGAUGAACCGGUGUAUGUCUGAAAGCUGCCCAUUGCAGAAUUGCGGCUCUGCCUGGUUGGUGCAAUACCUUCUGAUUUCUUAAAAUGAAGUAGUCGAUGUUGCCUGGUCAAAUUGUCUUCGAUGUCCUGCAUGUCUAUCUCUUUCUGAAGAGAGUUGCCUACAAGGAAAAGUGGACACCGCUGUCUCUGCUGUUCAAGCCCCACCACAACGCGCUCACCGGGAAUUACGACAUUAACAUUCUUGUCGCCGCUCUGGAAGGUGAGGGGAAGAGGGUGGUGUGGCACGAUCACCGAAGCGGGGCCGCCGCGAUCGGUAUGGAGGAUUCGGAUGACAGAUUGAUGGGUCUUGUGCUCAAUGUUCCGGUUAGAAGGUAUGCCGGGCUCUGGCAAGGUAGGCAUUGGGUCACGGUUAGGGAGGUUGAGGCUAUUUGGUAUAAUUUGGACUGCGAUCUCAAUGUACCCUGUGCUUUUCAACACAUAGAAGUUAGGGAAUUCUUGGAUAAUGUUAUGGCCAACGGUGGGGAAGUUUUGCUGGUCCUGAACGAUGACCAUUGAAUUAGGGAAGUUCCGUCGGUUCUUGUUGUAAAGAAUUGAUACACACAGAGGUCGAAUUGUAAAUAGGAUACAUAGUGCUUCUUUUAGCUGUAUGUUGGAUUUUCUUUCGGAUAAAGAUGCACUUUUUAUGUGGUCCACAGUGAUAAUUCCGAGACAAGUGCUUAGCCUUUGAGGAUUUCUUGGUUUGCCAGUGUCGUGACAGUUUCUUUAUCCCUUUGAAAUCGUAUCUCAAUUUUUGAUGUGUUUUUGGGAAGUCCAGUAGUAUUAUAGUGAGAAUGUGUACGUGCAGAUGGACUGUUGCAGUAGCAGCCUCUAUUUGUCGAUGACGUACCUAAGUGGAAGACAUGUCUUUUUCACUAGAAUUUUCCAGUUCAAAUUGAUAUUGAGAGUUAGUGAAGAA
Molecule: messenger RNA, 1439 nt
Organism: Syzygium oleosum
Lineage: Eukaryota; Viridiplantae; Streptophyta; Magnoliopsida; Myrtales; Myrtaceae
Product: josephin-like protein
Exons: 1
Coding region: 581-1039 (152 amino acids)
Biological process (GO): protein deubiquitination
Molecular function (GO): cysteine-type deubiquitinase activity
Source: RefSeq, a predicted model, not a curated record